Durio zibethinus is the source of this 934-nucleotide messenger RNA. Its product is annotated as REF/SRPP-like protein At1g67360. The record is from RefSeq and is a predicted model, not a curated record. Lineage: Eukaryota; Viridiplantae; Streptophyta; Magnoliopsida; Malvales; Malvaceae.
UAAAAUAAAGCGCAAGUCCCUUUGCCAAAACACACUCGCGCAUUUCAGAAAACUGAAAAAAAAAAACUCAAGCAAUAAUCUUAGAUCAAAAGGCUCACAACCAUGGAGAAGGUAGAGUUUGAGAACAAGAAUCAAGACCUAAAGCACCUAUCCUUCGUGAGGGUGGCUGCGAUCCACGCGCUGGUUUGCCUGUCGAACCUUUACGAGUACGCCAAACAGAACUCCGGGCCAUUGAAAUCCACGGUUGGGACCGUCGAGGGCGCCGUUACUACCGUCGUGGUUCCCGUCUACGAGAAAUUUAAGGACGUUCCCGAUCAUCUUCUUGGCUUUCUUGAUAAGAAGGUAGAUGAGGCUUCACACAAAUUUGAUGAGCAUGGACCAGCAGCAGCUAAGCAAGUGGUUAGCCAAGCCCAAGAUUUGGUUCACAAGGCAGCACAAAAGGCUCAGAAAUUAGUUGGUGAGGCUCGAACCAACGGAGCGCGAGGAGCUUUGCACUACGCCGCAGCUGAGUUGAAGCAGUUUGUUCUGGCGACCUCAACCAAGUUAUGGGUUAAAUUGAAUAAUAAUUCAGCUUUCCACUCGGUGGCCGAGAAAGUUAUUCCCACAGCUACAAAUUUGUCGGAGAAGUACAACCACGUAGUUAAGGACAACAGUGGGAAAGGUAAUUCUGUGGUUGACUAUCCGCCUUUGAUACCUGUUGAUGAGCCAGAUUCAGAUUAGGGAUGGUUGUCUCUAGUCUGGAGAAAUCUAGAAGUGGUUGGUGGGUGUUAUUGUGGUGUGGGGUAAUGUGGAUAGUGUGAUAGUUUGCCAUUGUAAAUUUGGGCUUUGGUUUUAUUUCUUUGAAAGGUGAGAAUCAAUGUGAAUUUUGUCCUUUUUGGUGCUUUGUCUACUUAUAAAUGAUGUCAUUUUUUGUCCCUAAUCAUAUCAUCCAGCC